GACUGUUGCAGGCUGGGUAUGUGGCGCAUGAGUAUGCGUUUCGGGAUGUAACGGCUGUUUCUCGGAGUAGCGAUACUAAAUUAAAAUAUAGAUAUACCCGGGGGACUCCGGAGAUAGCGUACCGAAGGAGACCGGGCACAAACUAACGGAGUUUACGACAGCUCGGAGUGGAGGGAGACUCGGGAGCGUGGCAGGAGGGACGCUCUAUAGCAAAUCCAACCUACACCGCACGCAGAAAUGGCGGAACACCACGCAGCCAGCGACGGCAAGCACAAAGCGUCCACCAAUGCCGGGGGCUCGGUGCACGGGAACAGCCGACCCGGCGCCGCGGGUGGAGGAGGGGGCAAGGGAGGCCUGUCUGGUGGACUGACACAACCGGCAGGGUGGCAGUCUUUACUCUCGUUUAGCAUUCUUUUCCUGGCCUGCCUGGCCGGAUUCAGCUCCAGACUUUUCGCCGUGAUCCGGUUCGAGAGCAUCAUCCACGAGUUUGAUCCAUGGUUCAAUUACAGAUCAACGCACCAUCUCACCACAAAUGGCUUCUACGAGUUCCUCAACUGGUUUGAUGAAAGGGCCUGGUACCCCUUGGGCAGGAUCGUUGGUGGCACAGUAUACCCGGGGUUGAUGGUGACUGCCGGCCUCAUCCACUACGUGCUCAACCUGCUCCACAUCAGCGUCCACAUCCGUGAUGUAUGUGUCUUUCUGGCACCGGUGUUCAGCGGUCUGACAGCCAUCUCCACCUUCCUGCUGACGCGGGAGCUGUGGAACCAGGGUGCAGGGCUGCUGGCGGCCUGCUUCAUCGCCAUCGUGCCUGGCUAUAUCUCCCGCUCUGUCGCUGGCUCGUUCGACAAUGAGGGCAUCGCCAUCUUUGCCCUGCAGUUCACCUACUACCUCUGGGUGAAGUCAGUGAAGACUGGCUCUGUAUUCUGGACCAUUGGCUGCUGUCUUUCCUACUUCUACAUGGUGUCAGCAUGGGGAGGUUACGUGUUUAUCAUCAACCUGAUUCCUCUGCAUGUGUUUGUGCUGAUGCUGAUGCAACGCUACAGCAGAAGAGUCUACAUCGCUUACAGCACUUUCUACAUUGUGGGCCUUGUGCUGUCGAUGCAGAUUCCUUUCGUCGGCUUUCAACCAAUCAGGACCAGCGAGCACAUGGCUGCUGCUGGUGUGUUUGCACUUCUCCAAGCCUAUGCCUUCCUGCAGUACCUGAAGGACAGGCUGACCCGACAGGAGUUCCAGACACUGUUCUUCCUCGGAGUUUCUCUGGCUGCCGGCGUGGUCUUCCUCACUGUGAUAUAUCUCACAUACACAGGAUACAUUGCUCCAUGGAGUGGUCGGUUCUACUCUCUCUGGGACACCGGCUAUGCUAAGAUCCACAUCCCCAUUAUAGCGUCUGUAUCGGAGCACCAGCCGACCACGUGGGUCUCCUUCUUCUUCGACCUCCACAUCCUGGUCUGCACGUUCCCAGCAGGCCUCUGGUUCUGCAUCAAGAACAUCAAUGAUGAACGAGUGUUUGUGGCCCUGUAUGCCAUCAGCGCGGUCUAUUUUGCUGGUGUGAUGGUGCGUCUGAUGCUGACACUGACUCCGGUGGUAUGCAUGCUGUCUGCGGUGGCCUUCUCCAGCGUCUUUGAGCAUUACAUGGGAGAUGACACGAAGAGGGAGAAGCCACCUGCUGAAGACAGCAGUGACGAGGACGACAAGAGGAAUUCUGGGAAUCUUUAUGACAAGGCCGGGAAGGUGCGUAAACAUGUGUCAGAGCAGGAGAAGGCCGAGGAGGGUUUGGGUCCAAACAUCAAGUCCAUCGUCACCAUGCUCAUGUUGAUGCUGCUGAUGAUGUUCGCCGUCCACUGCACCUGGGUGACCAGCAACGCCUACUCCAGCCCCAGCGUGGUGCUCGCCUCGUACAACCACGACGGGACGCGAAACAUACUGGAUGACUUCAGGGAGGCCUACUACUGGCUGAGGCAGAACACUGACGAGCACGCACGCGUCAUGUCGUGGUGGGACUACGGUUACCAGAUAGCCGGCAUGGCCAACAGGACUACUCUCGUUGAUAAUAACACAUGGAACAACAGUCAUAUAGCGCUGGUGGGGAAAGCCAUGUCGUCCAACGAGAGCGCAGCCUACAAAAUCAUGAGGUCGCUGGAUGUGGACUACGUGCUGAUUAUCUUCGGAGGUGUCAUCGGUUACUCAGGCGAUGAUAUAAACAAGUUCCUUUGGAUGGUGAGGAUAGCAGAGGGAGAGCACCCCAAGGACAUCAGGGAGAGCGACUACUUCACCCCUCAGGGAGAGUUCAGAGUGGACAAGGCCGGUUCACCAACUCUUCUCAACUGCCUCAUGUACAAGAUGUCCUACUACCGAUUUGGUGAAAUGCAGCUGGACUUCCGGACACCCCCCGGCUUUGACCGAACACGUAACGCUGAGAUUGGCAACAAGGAUAUCAAGUUUAAGCACCUGGAGGAGGCGUUCACCUCGGAGCACUGGCUGGUGAGGAUCUACAAGGUCAAGAACCUGGACAACAGGGAGCCGCUGGAGCACAAGCUGCGCAGCGUGGUGCCCAAGCAGAAGUACACCUCCAAAAAGACUGCCAAGAGGAAGCGAGGACACAUCAAGAACAAGCUUGUCCUGAGGAAAGGCAAGAAACUACAAAAAAAAUAAAAGGUGACGAUGAACUCUUCUAGGAAAACAAACAAACAACUGCGAAGAAACCUCCAACAACCAAUGAAGAAGAACACAGGGGCCGUUUAUCUGGCACUUGGUCUCAAGCGCUUCUCAUUAGAGCGCCCCCGUGUGUUGAGGAAGUCUCAUCUCUGGCUAGCUCCAGAACUGUUGUCCGUUUUAUCCUGAAGAUCUUUGUUUUUGCUUCAUUUCUCCUGGUUUUUUUUCUUGUUUUGUUUUUUUUCUUUGUACUUGAAUGUGUGGCGAGGCAUAGGGCUGCUCUACUUGGUUCAGCGUCGAUUAAUUUUUGUGGUACAUUUAAUUAACUGCUUAUCAGUGCGGGGCAUCGGGGGUGUGAGGAGGUGAAGGGGGGAACGAGAGAAGACUAGGAACAUUUGCACCAAAGACCCAUCGACCUUGCUCCAUGGCACAUGUGAACUCAUUACUGAGAGUGAGGAAGCGCAGAAGUGAAAGCUUGAGGACUUGUUCCUGACACGUGUACAGAGGACCGUAUGCGGUAUGGGGGAACGUCACCGUCUAGGCACAGCCCAUCUGUAAUAUUAACCUUUUUAUCAUCAUCCUCUCCUUUAUGUCUGCCUGGCUCCCUGACCUUCUUUUUUGCAACAAAUUCUUUAGAAAAAAAAAUUGGCCUAAUGUGUAAAUAUGUUAUGUAAAGAAUAAGUCUAAAAGGAUGAUAAUAUAUUGGAUUAUUGUGGUGAUUUUUAAAUAUGCAGUUGUCAGUUAUUCUCUUAAUUUCUUUAUGUGAUUUUGUUUUUUGUAUGACAGCAAAUAGAACAGUGAAUGCAAUAAUUCUUGUACAGAGGGGCUUGAGAUUUUGUUGGAAGAAUGAAUGUGAAUUUUUACAAUGUUCCCCCCAACACACACACACGCACCCCCUUUUUCAUUAAAUUGCAUAGAUUGUACAUUUCUGCUGCUAGGGUUUUAAAGACGGAAAGCAAGCAACUGUGUGUAAAAAGUAGUGAUAAUAAAUUAGGCCUCCCUUCCUGCAGAGGGAGCUCUCUAGUUUAGUGUGCAAAGCCUAGUGCCUCAUUGCUGGUCACCAUCGCCUCGAUAAUUUGUGACUGUCUACUCUGUUAGCGUUUUGUUUCAGCUCAUCAUGUAUCAAUGCGGCGGCGGGGGCGGCGGCGGGUCGGGUGCUUCGACCACACUGAGGCAUUGGAAAACUGGGAAUUUUUCAAGAUGUCUGGAAUAGACAGGUGAACUGUGAAGGGGGGUAGUUAGUACACAGGCACUGAAACUGAGAAAAGACACCCGAGGUCAGGAGAGGUCCAGACUUCCAUCUCUGUCUGAGACGACGGUGGACUAACGGCCGUCUUUAUGGUCCUUGUAGAGCUGUGUCCUUAACUCCACUGAACAUCUAAAAGAUAUUUUGUAAAAUUCACACUGUAGAAUUAACCACUAUUCUCAAAAAUGUCCAUAAGCUUUAGCUUUUAUCUGCUGAUUUAUUUUUUCUCAAUUUGUUGUUUGUCUAUAAAAUGUCCCAGAGUCCAGGGUGACUUCUUGAAAUGUCGAGUUGUUCGACCAGCCGUCCAGAACUUCUAAAUAUUAAAUGUACACAGAUAUAAAAGCAGCAAAUACUCGCACUGAAGGAGCUGCAUGAUUUGGAGAAAUAAAUGUAAUUAUUACUUUUAUUGCGAUAUGAUUCACAAUAUUGGAGGGAAUCUUUUUUUUCCUUUUUUUUUUUACACAUAUUACACCCUCCUGAAAAUGGAUUUUGCACUUGACCAUAUUAAAAUAAAAAUGCAUUUUUAAAUAAAAAAUAAUUAUGCAGCUCUACAUGGUACAAACUAAUAGGUAGCAUUUUUGCUUUAAAUGACAAACUUGAUUAUUAAACAAGUAGAUGCCAAUUUAAGAGUUCUUCCAUGAGAUUAGAAAGGAUUAUAUGCGGUCAGACUUUUCCUGCUUUUGAAAUCUCUAACUUUUAGUGCAAACUCUGAAUCCUGCAUUUCCCAUGAUGCAAUUCAAUAGCAUCUUACAAUUGGACCCUACAUGUCUGGUAAACGCGUCUUUCAAACUCCACACUGCUCAGUUUGUGACAGGUUUUCUGGGGGAAAAAAUAAAUUAAAAAAAUUAAUGAAAUAGAUGGAGUGGCCUUUUUAAUUUUCUGUCAAUCAAUCGACUUAUUCUAACUCUAGUAAGCAUACUAGAUGUGAUGCUCUAUCUCCUGUGAAAAAAAAAACUAAAAAAAGAAAAAAAAAUUCUUGAAUUGUAUUUUCACUGCUAUACUCAAUAUUAGUAUAGUAGUA
This is a messenger RNA of Centropristis striata (black sea bass), 4919 nucleotides long. It is a transcript of the gene stt3b, whose product is annotated as STT3 oligosaccharyltransferase complex catalytic subunit B. Gene Ontology annotation, molecular function: dolichyl-diphosphooligosaccharide-protein glycotransferase activity. Bases 238 to 2652 code for a protein of 804 amino acids. NCBI's taxonomy places the organism in Eukaryota, Metazoa, Chordata, Actinopteri, Perciformes, Serranidae. Gene Ontology annotation, cellular component: membrane. The record is from RefSeq and is a predicted model, not a curated record. The transcript is spliced from 16 exons. Gene Ontology annotation, biological process: post-translational protein modification.